AAAUAAAACUUUAUAAUUAAAUUUCGUCAUCAUUAUGAAUGACCCUUCACCAGCUCAACAAAGAAGCUGGUGCUGAUGAGAAAAAAACCCAUUGAUUUUCCGAAUACCCUUUUAAAUAAAGCAUCGAUUUUUAUCAACAAGAACAAGAAUCAAUAACUGGGUUGUGAAGAAAAAUUGAAGAAAAAUAAUGGGUAGUUGUGGGUCUAAACCUAAAGUUUCUGAUGAUCUUAAAGUGAAAAAGAUUAAUAAUAAUCAUAAUCAUCGGAGAAAAAGAAGAAGAAUUCUCAGAAGACGUGUUUCUUCUCAUAAGAUUGAAGCUAAUGUUGCUCAUACAAAUUCUGGUUUACAAACUUCAAAUCGUGCUUCAGAUGCUGCUUGGUUUGAUUCUACUUCAGCCUUGGAUUCUGAAUGUGAUGAUGAAUUUUAUAGUGUUUAUGAUGGAGAAAUUUCUGCAAGUCAUGCUGAUGAGAUUGGAGAGGAAAGAAGACUAACUCCUGAUCAUUGUGGGAUUCUACCAAAUAAUUGUUUGCCUUGCCUUUCUUCUUCCAAUGCCCCUACCGUUGAGAAGAAACGGCCAUUGAGUCCUGAAACACUGAGUUCCCGUAGAAAGUCGCUUUCUAAACUGUCAUUCAAGUGGAGGGAAGGGCCUUCUGACAUGGCAUCACUUUCCCCUAAGGCAUUCAAACAAAAAUUAGUCGCAGGUUCGACUAUUCCAUUUUGUCCAAUAGAGAAACAAACCCCCGGUUCUUGGUCACCACUUGAGCCAAGUUCCUUCAGAGUUCGAGGAAAAAAUUACUUGAGAGAUAAGAAGAAAGAAUUUGCUCCAAGCGGUGCUGCUUUCUAUCCCCUCGGUGCUGACCUGUUUUUGUCUCCGCGAAAAAUUGAUCAUAUAGCUCGCUUUGUACAAAUUCCUGCAAUAAAUGUACCAGGGGACAUCCCUUCUAUUCUCGUUGUAAAUAUUCAGAUACCGUUAUAUCCUGCCACAAUAUUCCAGAGUGAAAAUGACGGUGAAGGAAUGAAUGUGGUUUUGUACUUCAAAUUAUCUGAAAAAUAUUCUAAAGAUCUUUCAGACCAAUUUCGAGAAAAUAUCACUAAAAUGAUCAACGAUGAAGUGGAGAGAGUUAAAGGCUUUCCUAUGGAUUCAAUUGCGCCAUUUAGAGAUCGAUUAAAAAUUUUAGGCAGAGUGGUGAAUGUGGAGAAUCUUAAUUUAAGCGCGACCGAAAAGAAGCUGAUGAAUGCUUACAAUGAAAAACCUGUUCUUUCACGUCCUCAACAUGAGUUUUACUUGGGAGAAAACUAUCUUGAGAUAGAUUUGGAUGUGCACAGAUUUAGCUAUAUUGCAAGAAAAGGAUUUGAGGGCUUCAUAGAAAGACUGAAGCUAUGUAACCUGGAUUUUGGUCUGACAAUUCAGGGAAACAAGCCAGAAGACUUGCCAGAACACUUAUUAUGUGCAAUUCGGUUGAAUAAAAUUGACCACAGCAGUUUCAACCAAAUUGGCCUUUAAAUUUAAGUUUUUUUUGAACAAGGCCUUUAAAUUUAAGUUAAAGCUUAAACAUAAAAGAGCUUUAAGCUUAAUGCAAUUUUUAUAAUCACUAUAUUAUAAGGAUAUAAGGAUGUUAAUCAUAGAAUAUUUUGAGCUGAGAUUCUGUGGCUAACUGCCAUGUAUGUAUGUAUGUAUCUUUGAACUUUCUUGAUUCAUUGAUGUAAAAGUUGUAGAAUGUAUAGUGAUGAGAAUGAGAAUAAUAAUUAAUUAAAUUCAAGAAGAAAAA
Trifolium pratense (red clover) is the source of this 1769-nucleotide messenger RNA. RefSeq lists its product as uncharacterized. NCBI's taxonomy places the organism in Eukaryota, Viridiplantae, Streptophyta, Magnoliopsida, Fabales, Fabaceae. The transcript is spliced from 9 exons. Bases 188 to 1504 code for a protein of 438 amino acids. The record is from RefSeq and is a predicted model, not a curated record.